Messenger RNA from Linum trigynum, 6691 nucleotides. NCBI's taxonomy places the organism in Eukaryota, Viridiplantae, Streptophyta, Magnoliopsida, Malpighiales, Linaceae. The record is from the annotation of a GenBank genome assembly.
CUGAAAUCUAACAUUUAUGAUUCUUAUCCUAAGGAGAUAUUCCUUCGAUUGCCCCUGCCAUAUGUUGAGGAAGAGUUCAAGAUUGACUUGAUGUGGAAGGGCCUGAUGGAGAAUAAACUAGAGCCCCCUCCUUAUGUGCACAUCAGGCGCAGUAUCCUGUGCUUGCUACCAUUUCGAACUGACCUCAUAUAAUUGGUCAUUAGUUGCAUGUUCUUCUAUUAUCUCAAUUCCCCCUUUACUUUUUGUGCUGGUUUGAUGGAUAUUUUCCCCCAGAUGAUGUGCCUUAACAUAAGCUAGAUAUUUACAUGGUCAAGAAGAAACGUGAUAUUGCUGCUGGCAAUGAUAAUGGAUGCACAAACUGCAGUCCUAUAUGCUGUGAAAACUGUGUAUGCAGGUAAACCAGAGAUGAACAACGGACUUCUGCCCUCACUUGUUAUUAAUUUAUUCUCAGCUAUCUGUGCUAAGGUCCGUGGAUUUUUCUUUAAAUUUGGUCCGCUCAAACAUGAGCUUCUCGCCAUUUUUUUUUUUUGGCUCUGAAACACUUUUAAAAGGUUCCUUUAACAGGUUUCUAAGCCUAGAACAUUGCAUUAUUAAUGAACUACACAUCUUGUGGCUUUGAGAAUGCACUUGGCUUUUGGGUAGAUGACAUAUCUUGAUAUCUAGUGAAAUGUUAGGUGCUGCCGAAUCCUAUGGAAAUAAUAGCCAUUUGCAUGUACCCACCAUAUUGUCCCCUUCAUUUAUUCGAAAACAUGGUGUUCUUCGCAACUUAGACUUUAAGUAUAUUUGGCUAAUUGCUCAAGAUUAUCUUGUUAGGGCCUCGUGUUUUCUAUGCGUAUUGCGUGUCAAGAUCCAUACAUCUUGGCUUCUUAGUAAGUUGAAAUCUUUGUGCAUCUCUUCCAGGGUCCAAUGCAUAAGUUGCUCCAAGUCUUGCCGUUGCUCUGAAAAUUGCACCAACCGGCCCUUUCGCAAGGAUAAAAAGAUCAGAAUUGUCAAGGUAAGAAUUAAAUGUAUAGUUUCACAACCACUGUCUGUAGGGAGAAAAGAGUUGAGGAAGGGAAGUUGCAUUGAAAUGUAAUAAGAUGUAGGGAGAAAGAAAGCGAUUCAGCUUGUCCAGACUAAGAAACAACCUGACCAUCCUGUCUUACUGCUUUUUCCACUGAACUAUAAAAGCGAUUUCUUGGGAUCUUGCAUUUUGCAAAGGGACUUUCUUUACAUUGGUAGCAACUAGUUCCCCAGUUGGGUAUAUAACUGAACUUUGUUUCUUUCUCAGACAGAGCUUUGUGGUUGGGGGGUAGUGGCAGCUGAACCGAUAAACAAAGGUGAAUUUGUCAUAGAGUACAUUGGGGAAGGUAUAAACUUUGCCCUUGAUGUUAGCGUUAUAGUUUUUUUCCGUGCCAACAUGCAUAAGCAUAACUUAUUCACAAGAUGGGCCUUCAAUUACAGCUUCAAUAAUCAUAAUGUACAUGUUUACACAUCUCCCAUAGCCUGAUCACUUCAAUGCAGCGUUCAGCUAAUGCACUGUUGUAUUUCUCUUCAGUCAUUAGUGAUGCACUAUGCGAGCAAAGGCUUUGGGACAUGAAGUACAGGGGAGUUCAGAACUUCUACAUGUGCGAAAUACGCAAGAACUUCACAAUAGAUGCCACCUACAAGGGAAACACAUCUCGUUUCUUGAACCACAGUUGUGAUCCCAACUGCAUGCUUGAAAAGUGGUUAGUACCAUCUUUACUCAUUGCUGCACUGCCAUUCCAAAGAUCCAUUUCAUUAGUGAAGAACCAGGUACAAUGCUUUUGACUUGUAACUUAAUAUCUUACGGGAAUCACGUAGGCAAGUUGAGGGGGAGACACGGGUUGGUGUUUUUGCUGCUCGGUCCAUCAAAGUUGGAGAACCAUUGACAUAUGAUUACAGGUACACAUUACUUAAACAUGCUGCAGCAUUUGUCGAGUAAUAUAACAGUUUCUACCAAAAAUAAAAAAAAUUAGCUACUGAGUUAUGGAACUCGGGUGGUUUUCGUUUCGUUUUGCUCUAGAUUCGUGCAGUUUGGACCCGAAGUGAAGUGCUACUGCGGGGCUUCAAACUGUCAGGGCUACCUUGGCACCAAAAAAAAGGUGAUAACAGAGUUGAAUAUAUACUGGGGUGCGAAACGCAGGAGAUCUUCCAUCUCUUGUUUAGCAGCCAUUGCUGCAAGAUGAAUGCUUCAUUGCUUUGUUUUGUGUUAACUGUAAAGAGCAGCACCGAGGGAGAGAAACUACACGACCCCAUUAUUUUGUUCUGUUUGUUGUUUGUGAUACCAACUUCAACACUGUAAAACAAGGAACUAGGGAAAGGGUUGAAGGCUUGUAGUAACAUUGUGAAAAUGCUUAUCGAAUUAUCCCCCAAAUUAGGGUUGUUUCAAUUGAGAGGAGCUUUCUUAUGUCUGAAGAAAUUCAUUGGCUUCAUCAUCGACACAUAAUAAUUUGACUUCAUUAAUCAUAUUCUUCUAUUUACAAGUAACUUUUUCCCCUAUUUUUUUAUAUAAGAAUCAAACUGUUGUACUUUUUUUUUUUCCGCAUCACAUGUUUAAGUCAUUUUACUCCAUGAACUAUGUCUUUGUCAAGUAAAAGAACUUUGUUAACAGAAGAACUUUGUUAAAAAAUGCUCUAUUCCAACAACAGCUCUUAAUUACCUGAAGUUGUGGAUCCAGUUUUACUCAACCAACUAUGUUCUCGUCGAAUAUCAGAGAAGGUGGUGACUUCCAUUAUGAAUACAGGUGUUGCUUUUUCUUCAGACUCAUAUGCAAGAGAGACCAAGUCUCAGUCAAGUCUUAGCAAGGCUAAAGAAGCCACUUGCUUGACCAAGUAUGAUUUGUUUAUUUCAAGAUAUAGUUUAUAUAUGUUGGCUUGAAAGAGAUCGACUUCCUUGCCUUCCCUUAUGGUUCAUUAUAUCCACACCAAAUUAUACUCAGAUUGGUCAUAGUCUCAUAGAGUGAGCUUUGUCUUUAUGCUUUUGUCUGAGUAGAAAUAAUGUAGUGAUUUGUUUAUCAUCGCGUAGAGUCCCACAAUGACAUCCUCAAGGUUUUAGUUUCCACAGCUUGGACCCAUCUUCUGGUCUGUUAUAAAUUUCCAGGGUCAUGAUAGUCACAGAUUGUGAUGUUGCUUGAGAAAUGGGGUUGAAACUUGAAAGUCUGUAUGCUUAUGUUACAGGUUCUUAUGGGUCCUGCAGGUCUCCUCUGGCGACGACCCGCAGAGUCAUAUCCAAAGUCGUUGGAAUAACGAGAGAAGAAAUGUUGAGCCCACCAACUUGUAUUAAUAAUACUACACCAUCUCAAACGAUCUGAUAGCAAGAAAGAGAGAGAUAUAGCAAAAAGUCGAAAACCAUGCAUAUGGGUCUAUCAGGAACUCGUUCCAGUGCAUUUGGGGUUGUUGCUGCAGCAGCUCUACUUCUUCCUCUUCAGUUGUGCCUCCUUACUGCAGCUGCAGCCGCCUCUGGAGCUGGAGUUCUCAGUAACGAGACGGAUCGCAUGGCAUUGCUGGAGUUCAAGGCCAUGAUCUCUAGCGACCCUUUGAGGGCUCUGAGCUCAUGGAACGAUUCCGCCCACUUCUGUCAGUGGUAUGGCGUGUCUUGUUCCAAAAGACAUGCAGGCAGGGUCACGGUUCUGGACCUGCGCUCUCAGAAGUUGGCGGGCUCCAUUUCGCCAUACAUUGGCAAUCUCAGCUUCUUGAAGAGGCUUUAUCUACACAACAACAGCUUCAGCAAAGGGAUCCCUCCUGAAAUCGGCAGCCUAUGCAGAUUGGAAUGGUUGUACCUUUACAACAACUCGCUCACCGGUGAGAUCCCAUCCAACCUCCUCUCGCCAUGCUCGGCCCUCAGUAUGUUCCAGGUCGCGAAUAACAAAUUGGUGGGCGAACUGCCACGACUGCUGAAUGGCUCCAUGAGUAGUAGGCUUGGGAUCUUUAUAGCACACAUUAACAAUCUAACUGGAGGCAUUCCUCCUUCUUAUGGCAACUUAUCAUCUCUUCGGAUACUUUCACUAGGCGAGAACAGGCUCAGUGGGAGAGUUCCUGACACACUAGGCCAGAUGAAGAGUCUCAUGGAACUGCAACUGAAUCUCAACAACUUCUCUGGUGAAAUUCCUGCUUCCAUAUUCAAUAUUUCUUCUCUGGGAAGUGUGGCCUUUGCUGGGAACCAGAUUCAUGGCAGUCUUCCCACGAACCUGGGGAUAUCGCUUCCGAAUCUUUUCGACUUGGCAGUGUUUUCUAACCAACUCACUGGCAGUGUUCCAGCUUCCUUAUCCAAUGCUUCGAACAUGGUAAUUCUUCAACUCCAAUACAACAAUUUCACGGGGAGUAUGCCCAGCAUGGCAGGCUGUCGCAACCUCAGGGUCUUUCUUAUUGAAAGGGCCUUUCUUGGGAGAAGGGCAAUCGAUGAUCUAAGUUCCAUCAUCUCUUCCUUGACAAAUUCCACUAGUCUGGAAGUCCUAAUGGUUGGCGACAACAACUUUGGAGGCAGCUUCCCUGAGAGCAUUGCCAACUUGUCAACCAGCAUGAAGUAUCUAAACAUGAGCGGCACCAGAAUCUCAGGAAGCAUUCCACAUGGGAUUCACAACCUUGUCAACCUGCAGAUGUUCGAGGCAACUCAUAAUCAUCUCUCAGGUACAAUCCCAUCCGACAUUGGAGGCCUACAGGCUCUGGAGAGCUUGGACUUGAGUCAUAACAGUAUUUCAGGAUCUGCUCCUUUGUCUAUUGGAAACUUGACCAGAUUGAUUUACCUGAGUCUAGCUGCUAACCUCCUACAGGAAGGAAUCCCUGUCUCCAUUGGGAACUGUCAAAAUCUAAUAGCUCUGGACCUUUCUGACAACAAUCUCAGUGGUGCCAUUCCUCAACAAGUCAUGGGCAUCGCCUCUUUGGCAAGAGCCUUGAACUUGUCUCAUAAUCGUUUCUCAGGUGCUCUUUCUGCAGAAGUGGAAAACCUGAAAAACUUGGGGGCAUUGGAUCUGUCUCAUAACAUGCUGUCAGGAACUAUUCCUAGUAGUCUUGGGAGUUGUAUCAGAUUGGAGCUAGUGAACUUACAAGGCAAUCUCUUGCAAGGAGUCAUUCCUUCUUCUUUAAGUUCAUUGAGAGGCAUGGAACGCUUUGAUGUCUCAACCAACAAUUUAUCUGGUAAAAUUCCAGAAUUUUUUCAGGACAUGAAAUAUCUGGAGCUGUUGAACUUGUCGUAUAACAAUUUCAAGGGCGAAGUGCCUCAAGGGGGAGUCUUGAAAAAUGGAAGCAUCAUUUCCAUCAAGGGAAAUGGCAGGCUUUGUGGAGGUAUUGCAGGACUCCAGCUUCCACCUUGUAGAUUCUCCUAUCCGAAGAAGAAACUGAGCCUUAAGUGGAAGAUUAUUAUAUCAGUAAUAUCUGUUCUACUGUUUCUAACCUUUAUGGGUUCUUGCUUGUUUAUCUUCUGGAUUAAAAAGAGAGGAAAACCAGAUACAGUUUCAGCAGGUGAUGUGGAAAUGCAACUAUCUUACCAAAAGCUCUUCAGAGCUACAUAUGGUUUUUCCACAUCAGCUCUGAUAGGUUUGGGAAGCUUUGGUUCUGUGUAUAAAGGAGUUCUCGAGAAUGGAUCCAUUGUUGCUGUGAAGGUAUUCAACCUCCAGCGUCGUGGAGGUUCCAAGAGCUUCAUGGCAGAAUGUCAAGCCUUGAAGAACAUCAGGCAUAGAAAUCUUGUGAGGAUCAUAACAGUGUGUUCAGGAGCUGAUCAUCAGGGAAAUGAUUUUAAAGCUCUCAUCUAUGAGUUCAUGAGUAAUGGAAGUCUGGAAGAUUGGUUGCAUCCAGUGGAAAGUACUGCUGAUGAGACUCCAAGGUGCUUGCACUUCCACCAGAGGUUAAACAUAGCAAUUGACAUAGCCUGUGCACUGGACUAUCUUCAUCAUGAAUGUGGAACGCCCAUUGUUCAUUGUGAUCUCAAGCCCAACAAUAUCCUCCUUGAUGAGGAAAAGAUAGGUCAUGUUGCUGAUUUUGGGUUAGCAAGAUUUCUUUCAGUCAACAAUCACUCUACAAGGGGUGAGAUAUCAAGCUCUAUUGGCAUAAAGGGAACGGUUGGCUAUGCCCCUCCAGAAUAUGGUAUGGGAAAUGAAGUCUCGGCACAAGGUGAUGUGUACAGUUAUGGGAUCCUCCUGCUUGAAUUGUUCACAGGAAGAAGACCAACCGAUGAGAUUUUCGGAGAUGGUUUGAGCCUUCAAACCUUUGUAAAAAAUGCUUUAUCUCAACACCAGCUACUCACAGAAGUUGUGGAUUCAACUCUGCUCAACGAAUUACUUAUUGACCAAACAUUAGAGGGGACUCUAAUUUCAAUUCUCGAUACAGCUAUUGCAUGUCGGACGUCCCACAAGAGAGACCAAGUAUCAAUCAGGUUUUAGCUAGUCUCAAGAAGCAAGUUACUUGAUUGAACUAGCUCAUAGCCAAAAGGAAGGUGACUAAUAUUGACUUGGUACCCAUAUGCAAAUUUAUGUCAUGUACUAAGAUGUUCUUUUCUGCUUCUGUAAUCAUAUGAUGAUAUAUAUCUAUGUUUGGUAUGAAGAGACUUGUCUCUCAUGUUGUUUACAAUUAUGUUUAUUGUGUGUGCCAUCCGACAGAAGGUCAGUUGGGUCCAAGUAAAAAAAAAAAACCCACAAAAUUAGAAUAGUGGAACGAGUGAAUGAAUUUUAUUGAGUGAAUGAAUUUUAUUAUCAUAU